UUCCUUUCUCCGUCGGCUAGAACCCGGACGGCGACAGCACCCUCUGGCUUCGGACCAUCCUGCGCCAGGCCCAGCGCUGCGCGUGGCCCCAGCGGCAGCAUGGGCGGCGCCCGGUAUGUGGGCUGGGUGGCGGCGGGCCUGGUCCUAGCGGCCGGCGUCUGCUACUGCUUCUACAGGCUGACGCGGGGCCGGCGGCGAGGCGGCCCCGGGCUACGGCCUCGCCUCUCGCCGUCUACAGAAGACUUAACCAAUGACUCAUAUGAUGAUAUCCUAAAUGCUGAACAACUUCAGAAACUCCUUUACCUGCUUGAGUCUACUGAGGAUCCUGUCAUUAUCGAAAGAGCUUUGGUCACUCUGGGUAACAAUGCAGCCUUUUCAGUCAACCAAGUCAUGAUUCGUGAAUUGGGUGGUAUUCCAAUCAUUGGAAGCAAAAUCAACAAUCCCAACCAGAGUAUUAAAGAGAAAGCUUUAAAUGCACUGAAUAACCUGAGUGUGAAUGUUGAAAAUCAAAUAAAGAUAAAGGUGUACGUCAGUCAAGUCUGUGAGGAUGUCUUCUCCGGCCCCCUGAACUCCGCUGUGCAGCUGGCCGGACUGAGGUUGUUAACAAACAUGACAGUGACCAAUGACCACCAGCACAUGCUUAGCAGUUACAUUACAGACCUGUUCCACUUGUUGCUCACGGGAAAUGGAAGCACCAAGGUUCAAGUUUUAAAACUGCUUUUGAAUUUGUCGGAAAAUCCAGCCAUGACAGAUGGACUCCUUGGUGCCAAAGUGGAUUCAUCAUUCCUUUCCCUUUAUGAUGGCCAUGUAGCAAAGGAGAUUCUUCUUCGAGUUCUCACACUAUUGCAGAAUAUAACUACCUGCCUCGAAAAGGACGGCCGUUUAGUUAUUCAGCCAACUUUCACUGAAGGUUCACUGUUUUACCUGUUAUAUGGAGAAGAAUGUGCCCAGAAAAUGAGAGCUUUAGUUUAUCACCAUGAUGCAGAUGUGAAGGAAAAGGUAACAAUGAUACCAAAAUUCUAACUGGUUGGUCAUAUUUUUCCAAAGAGUAAUGCAGUCUAGAAAUAAUACACAUUAAACUUCUCAUUUUUCACCUUCCUUACAAAGGGAUUCUUUCAACUGCUGAAUUUAAACAAACAGUAAAUAUCACCUUUCAUCAUUAACACAGCUACAACUUGCCCUGGUCUUGGAUCAUUUUAUUGAUACCAAAAGAAUAUAAGAGCUUGUUCUGAAACCA
This is a messenger RNA of Mesoplodon densirostris (Blainville's beaked whale), 1237 nucleotides long. It is a transcript of the gene ARMC10, whose product is annotated as armadillo repeat containing 10. The transcript is spliced from 6 exons. Gene Ontology annotation, cellular component: mitochondrion. Lineage: Eukaryota; Metazoa; Chordata; Mammalia; Artiodactyla; Ziphiidae. Gene Ontology annotation, biological process: negative regulation of intrinsic apoptotic signaling pathway by p53 class mediator. Bases 100 to 1023 code for a protein of 307 amino acids. The record is from RefSeq and is a predicted model, not a curated record.